AUGUCUUCUUCUUCCCCUGAAAUUGUCCUCACCAGCUCUCCCGACGGCCCCAUUGUUGCCUAUGAUGCUUCCUCAGGCACCAUUGUAGCACAGUUCACUGGCAGCCGCUCGCCGCGUAGAGGCCUCACUGUUGUUGGAAAGGAUUUUGGAAAGAAGUAUAUAGCUGCCUCACACAUAUCCCCAACCACGGCUUCUGGUUCAAUCCACCUUUACAACUGGUGGUCUUCGACUGCAUUUCACAACCUCCCUGUCCCCGAACCGGUUGCACCACUAGCUGCCUCAUUUGAUGGAUUGUACCUCUUUGCUGGUGGCAUAUCAGGCAGUUUGCAUACACUUUCAGUCCCAUCAGGGAAUGUGCUCAAAUCACUGCCUGCACAUAACAAGCCUGUAACCUGCCUUGGUGUCAAUCAUGAUGAGUCUCUUUUGAUCUCAGGCAGUGAUGAUGGAACCAUUGCUAUUGUCCCUAUCUUUCAGCUUGUAGGGGACUCAGGAUGCGAGAACGUUGAAGACUUGAUAUUGCAUAAGUUUGCUGCUCAUUCUGAUUCUGUUACUGCCAUUGUUUCUGGUACAGGAUUAUGCUACUCCCAGAUUAUAUCAUGCUCAACUGAUUCCACAUGUAAGUUCUGGAGUCUCCGGCGGGGGACUCACCUGCGUACGGUUGUGUUUCCGUGCACGAUUUCUGGGAUUGCAUUGCACCCCACAGAGCCCGAGUUCUAUGCUGCAGGGUCAGAUGGAUCGGUACACAUAGGGUCCUUUAUGAUUGGAAGCAGAAAACUUGUGAUCCAAGGCAAUGAAUUGAUGACAUUGCCUCAUACACACAGCAGUGCAGUUGUAUCUGUCGUGAUGCUGAACGAGGGAAGGAACUUAGUUUCGGCUUCAGAAGAUGGGAGUGUUUGGAUUUGGGAAGUUGGUGUAGGUCAGGUGAUUAUGGCUCUUGGAAAUGAGAUGGCAAGCAUUAGUGAUUUGGUGUCAGCCACAGGCAUAAGUUAUAACAAAGGACAUAGUUCUGACGUGGGUAAAAGUAGUGCCAAGGAAUCUGCGAAGUGUGAUGACAUUGGGUUUUCUUGCGAGGAACUGAUCAUGAGUAUGCCUGCAAGGCAAAUGAUAGAAAUGGAGGAUUUGUUGAAAGUGGCAGCAAAAGAUAGGAGCAGAGCCAUCGAUACGCUAGAAUCUGCUAUUGCAAUAUAUGAGAAGCUCUUGGAACUCAUUCUCAAGGAAGCUAAGAAAGGCACUCAACAGCAGUAA
Messenger RNA from Rosa chinensis, 1245 nucleotides. Its product is annotated as protein ROOT INITIATION DEFECTIVE 3. The record is from RefSeq and is a predicted model, not a curated record. The coding region runs from base 1 to 1245 and encodes 414 amino acids. Gene Ontology annotation, biological process: rRNA processing; DNA-templated DNA replication. Gene Ontology annotation, molecular function: protein binding. The transcript has a single exon. Gene Ontology annotation, cellular component: nuclear pre-replicative complex. Lineage: Eukaryota; Viridiplantae; Streptophyta; Magnoliopsida; Rosales; Rosaceae.